CGCUUGCUUUUCACUUCCACCUUUCAUCUUCCUUUUGUUAUUCAUAUUUGAGAAUCUUACACACAACCAAAAUUGAAAAAAAAAGGCUUCUUUUUGUGUGAGAUUCAUAGAACAACAAGCUUCUUCUUCUUCUUCUUCUUCUUCUUCUUCUUCUUCUUCUCCACUUCCUCCAGAAUCAUGCCUGAGAAGAAUAUUGUAGAGGACGUUAUCGACGAUUUGGUUGAUAACUUCACGGAGAGAGUUCAGAAGAACAAACAUGUUUCUUUCUUCGAACAAGAAGAUUCCGUCAGUUCUCGUUUCAACCGUUUGUUUGGUCGCCAACAGCCAAUCCAUCGUGUCUUAGGCGGUGGAAAAUCUGCUGAUGUGUUGCUAUGGAGGAACAAGAAGAUCUCUGCAAGUGUUCUGAUGGGAGCUACUGCAAUUUGGGUGCUUUUCGAAUGGAUCAAUUUCCAUUUCCUGUCUCUCCUUUGCUAUGCCCUCUUGCUUGGUAUGAUUGCCCAGUUCGUUUGGUGUAACGCCUCAGGGUUCCUAAACCGCAGCUCACAAUCUAGAGUGCCUCGCCUUGUUCUUCCCAAGGACUUCUUUGCUGAAGUGGGUGUGGCCAUUGGAACAGAAGUCAAUCGUGGCUUGUUGUUUCUUCAGGACGUGGCUUGUAAAGGGACUUUGAAACAGUUCCUCAUGGCUGUAAUCGGACUAUGGGUAGCCGCAAUGGUGGGGAGCUGCUGCAAUUUCCUAACAGUUUUGUAUAUCGGGUUUGUUGGGGCACACACAAUGCCGGUUCUGUAUGAGAGAUACGAAGACGAAGUCGACGGUUUCAUGGAUUCACUGAUCAUGAAGUUCCAUAGUCAUUACAAGAAGCUAGACUCUGGAUUUCUCAGUAGAAUCCCAAGUGGGAAGUUCGGGUUAAAGAAGCGUGACUAAAUUAAAUCAAACCAAUCAAGCUUUUCUUAAUCUUCCCUUGUUAAUUGUGUUAGAACAAAGAAUGGAUUAUGAUAGUUUGCUAAAUGAAUGUUUUGAGAAUGUUUUCAUUCAUUCAUGUAUUUAAGUAUCUUGCUUAAGACGAAUCAGUUAAAAGGCUUAAAACAAA
Capsella rubella is the source of this 1087-nucleotide messenger RNA. RefSeq names its product reticulon-like protein B8. The record is from RefSeq and is a predicted model, not a curated record. The transcript has 6 exons. NCBI's taxonomy places the organism in Eukaryota, Viridiplantae, Streptophyta, Magnoliopsida, Brassicales, Brassicaceae. Bases 178 to 921 code for a protein of 247 amino acids.